GAAGGGGUGGGCGUGGCGUGAGAGGCAAGUGAGGGGGACAGGGGCGACGCUGAUUGGGUGGAGAAGGGGUGGGCGUGGCGUGAGAGGCACGUGACGGAGAGACGGGAGCCACCGAUUGGGCGUAGGAGGGAGGGGGCGUGGCGUCAUCGGGCUCAAUGUCCCUGAUCCUGGCGCAAGGGGCAGCCAUGGCGGCGGGCCUGUGGGUGCUGCUCCUGUUUCCGGGGCUGAUGGGCGCGGCGGGGGCCUUGGCGGGCGGGAUGCUCUAUCCGCGGGAGACUCCGUCGCGGGAGAGGAGGGAGCUGGGCGGCCUGUGGAGCUUCCGCCCGGACUGGAGCCCCACGAGGGAGGCCGGGUUCCUCCAGGAGUGGUUCCUCCAGCCCCUCCGCAAGUCGGGUCCGGUGACGGAGAUGCCGGUGCCGGCCAGCUUCAACGAGAUCACGCAAGACCCGGAGCUGAGGCGCUACGUGGGGUGGGUCUGGUACGAGAAGGAGUUCCUGCCCCCCACCCGCUGGGCCCUGCCCGAGGCCCCCACGCGGGUCGUCCUCCGGGUGGGAAGCGCCCACUAUCACGCCAUCGUGUGGGUCAACGGCGUGCGGGUGGCCGAGCACGCGGGCGGACACCUCCCCUUCGAGGCCGAGAUCGGCCGCCUCCUCGUCCCCGGAGAGCCCACCCGCGUCACCCUCGCCCUCAACAACACCCUGACGCCCGAAACGCUCCCCCCGGGGACCAUCCAGUACAUGACGGACCGGGAGCGGUACCCCAAGGGCUACUUUGUCCAGAACACGCGCUUCGACUUCUUCAACUACGCCGGGAUCCACCGCCCGGUCCUGCUCUACACCACCCCCGCGGCCUACGUGGACGACCUCACCCUCACCACCGACUUGGCUGGGAGCGUCGGUCUGCUGCGGUACGAGGUGUCGGUACAAGGGUCCUCCCGCUUCUCCGUGGCCCUGACUUUGGCCGACGCGGAGGGCAACGUGGUGGCUGCCGGGAACGGCUCAAACGGGGAGCUGAAGGUGUCCGGCGUGACCCCUUGGUGGCCGUACCUGAUGCACGAGCAGCCCGGGUACCUGUACCAACUCAAGGUAGUGGUCUCUGCCGAAGUGGACGGCUUCGUCGUGGAAGACGUCUACACCCAGCCGGUGGGCUUCCGCACUGUCAACGUCACUCCGAACCAGUUUCUGAUCAACGGGAAGCCCUUCUACUUCCACGGGGUCAACAAGCACGAAGACGCCGACAUCCGGGGCAAAGGGCUGGACUGGGCCCUGCUGGUGAAGGACUUCCACUUACUACGCUGGUUGGGCGCCAACUCCUUCCGCACCAGCCACUAUCCCUACGCGGAGGAGAUCAUGGACCUUUGCGACGCUUACGGCAUUGUCGUCAUCGACGAGUGUCCCGCCGUGGGCAUGAGGGACAGUGCCAAUUUUGGGAACCGGACGCUGCAGCACCACCUGACUGUGAUGGAGGAGCUGGUCCGGCGGGACAAGAACCGGCCCUCGGUCGUGAUGUGGUCGGUGGCCAACGAGCCGGCCUCUGAGUUGGCCCCGGCCGGACAAUACUUCAAGUCGGUGAUCUCCCACACGAAGUCCCUGGACCCCACUCGCCCCGUCACCUACGUCUCCAACGCCGCCUACAACCGCGACCAAGGGGCACCGUACGUGGACGUUGUCUGCGUGAACAGCUACUUCUCUUGGUACCACGACCCCGGCCACUUGGAAGUCAUCCGCCCGCAGCUCUACUCCCAGUUUGAGAACUGGUACAAAGCCUACCAGAAGCCCAUCAUCCAGAGCGAGUACGGGGCGGACGCCGUGGCCGGGCUCCACGCCGAUCCUCCUCUCAUGUUCUCCGAGGAGUACCAGGCGGCCGUGCUGAAGGAAUACCACUACGUCCUGGACCAAAAACGGAAGGAAUACGUGGUUGGGGAACUCAUCUGGAAUUUCGCUGACUUCAUGACGGACCAAGGGACGACCCGCGUUUUGGGCAACAAGAAAGGGAUUUUCACCCGCCAACGGCAACCCAAAGCGGCCGCCUUUCUGCUGAAGGAGAGAUACUGGACGUUGGCCAACGGAUCCUCGUGCCUCCGGCCGCCCAGACACGACAACGUCUGCUUGCCGUCUGCUCAAGAAUUCAGACGGUUUUGACCGACUCGUUGUGAUACGGAAGCAAACGGUUACGGUAACUCAAAGAGUACAAACAUAGCUCGACAAAGAUAUUUCCAACAGACCUCACAACCUCUGAGGAUGCCUGCCAUAGAUGUGGGCGAAACGUCAGGAGAGAAUGCUGCUGGGGCAUGGCCAAGCAGUCCGGAAAACGCACAACAACCCAGUAUUAAAGUACUUUACAGCUCAGUUUAAUUGACACAACCCAGUACACUUUGGAGCCCAGUUUCCAUCUUUAAUUGAUGGAUAUCUGACCGCAUUUGGGAGUUUCACGAAAUCGUCCCUACACAUUUCACAUUCCGAUCGCGCAUCCGUUUGAAUUUCCUCGACGAUAAAACGUCCGAGCGAGAAAGCCAAAGACCUCCACAGGUAAUUUCUACAUUUAUUUUUAUACCAAAAAAAAAAAAACCUUUAUGUGCAACGAAUAAACAUUCUUACAUUA
Anolis carolinensis (green anole) is the source of this 2601-nucleotide messenger RNA. RefSeq names its product glucuronidase beta (gene gusb). The record is from RefSeq and is a predicted model, not a curated record. Gene Ontology annotation, molecular function: beta-glucuronidase activity; carbohydrate binding. Bases 156 to 2141 code for a protein of 661 amino acids. NCBI's taxonomy places the organism in Eukaryota, Metazoa, Chordata, Lepidosauria, Squamata, Anolidae. Gene Ontology annotation, biological process: carbohydrate metabolic process; glucuronoside catabolic process. The transcript is spliced from 12 exons.